ACGUGUCAAAUCAACGGCUCUCAUAGAAUAUGCUGAGUUGAGUUUGAAGACAGAAGUAACCACACUUUGACAGUGCAUGUUAUAGUUUUUACAGUCAGUGUUUUCUCUAAUUACUAAUUGUCUAAAUACUUAAAACUAGUUCCAGCCAAUUUUUUUUAUUGUAAUAAUUUUGCACAAAAGGAUCAUAAAAGUAGACUUAUGCAUCAUAUUCCAAGUCCUCCGAAGGCAUCGAUUUUGGUGAGAAACAACCCAAAAUGUUAUCUAGCAGGCUCUAGGCCUCUUGCAUCACAAUGGCUAACAAGCCAGACUCUGCCAAUCCCAGCCAUGCUCUUUUUGACUGCUUUGUUAAGGCUCAGACGUGUAAAGAGGCGCAGCAGAGCUUCAGCGAGCUUUGUCGCCACCUGGAGUUGGAUCCUAGAGACUACAAGCUCUUCUACAGCAAACUGAAGGACAGACUGAACUACUGGAAGGCCAAAGAGCUCUGGCAGAAGAUAGACAACAGAGCUGCCCAUCCGGACUAUGAAGAGGGUAAAGCAUGUCACCAAAACAAGUGUUUAGUGUUGGGUGCAGGCCCCUGUGGUUUGAGGACCGCUAUAGAGUUGGCCCUACUGGGUGCUCAAGUAGUUGUACUGGAGAAAAGAAGGUCUUUCACCAGAAAUAACGUUCUACACCUGUGGCCCUACACCAUUCGAGACCUCCGUAACCUUGCCGCAAAGAAAUUCUAUGGUCGAUUCUGCUGUGGCACCCUUGACCACAUCAGUAUCCGUCAGCUGCAGUUGAUUCUGCUGAAACUCGCUCUGGUUUUGGGAGUUGAGGUUCACACAGGUGUAAGCUUUGAACGUCUGGUUGAGCCAUCAGGAAACACAGGAUGGAGGGCAGAAGUAUCACCUAAGCCCCACCCAGCUGCUACUUUUCAGUUUGAUGUCUUUAUUUCAGCUGGAGGAGGAAGAUAUGUGCCUGAUGGUUUUAAGAUAAAGGAGCUAAGGGGGAAGUUGGCCAUCGGGAUCACCGCAAACUUUGUAAACCGUCACUCUAAAGAAGAAGCUCAGGUGCCGGAAAUCAGCGGAGUGGCCAGAAUAUACAACCAGACAUUCUUCCAACAACUCCAGUCUCAGACAGGCAUUGAUCUAGAGAAUAUUGUCUACUACAAAGAUGAAACUCACUAUUUUGUCAUGACUGCCAAGAAGGCGAGCUUGUUAAAGAAUGGAGUUAUAAAGCAGGACUUCACUGAUGCAGAACAGCUUCUUUCACCCUCAAAUGUCAACCAGGAGGCCCUGCUUCAUUACGCCUACGAAGCCGCUGACUUCUCCACUGAGCACAUGCUGCCAGAUCCGGAGUUUGCAUGCAAUCACGCGGGCCAGCCAGACGUGGCCAUGUUUGACUUCACUUCCAUGCACAGAGCAGAGAACGCCUCUCUCGUGAAGGAGAGGAAAGGCAAGAAGCUGCUCAUCGGACUGGUGGGAGACUGUCUAGUGGAGCCAUUUUGGCCUUUGGGGACCGGCAUUGCUCGUGGUUUCCUGGCUGCAUUUGACACCGCGUGGAUGGUCAGGAAUUGGGGCAAAGGUGUGUCGCCCCUGCAGGUGCUGGCGGAAAGGGAGAGUGUGUAUCAGUUACUCUCUCAAACAACUCCAGAAAACACCGGCAAGAACUAUAAUGCAUACAGCAUUGAUCCGUCCACACGAUACCCAAACCUCAAACCGUCCUCUAUCAAACCAAAACAGAUCCAGCAUCUGUAUGACAAAGAGGAAAAUUGUGAUAUCAGCAAACCCAACAAGCAAAGGAAACCUGCCAUAAAAGCAAAACCUAAACAAGAGUCUAUCCGGCGUCUGGAGGAGCUGUUGUCCUGGUGUAAGAGGAACACUGAAGGGUAUGAGCAAGUUAAGGUGAAGGAUCUGAGUGAGUCCUGGAGGUCUGGUCUGGCUCUCUGCGCUCUCAUACACCACUUCAGACCUGAACUCAUUGAUUUGUCCCAUUUAGAUGAGUCUAAUGCAGCUAAAAACAUCCAGUUGGCCUUUGACCUUGUGGAGAGGGAGUUAGGCAUUGCCCCAGUCAUGCGUGCCAGUGAUAUGAGCAGUAAAAUCGACCAGCUCUCAAUGGUGGUCUACCUCACCCAGAUCCGUAAUGCUCUCACAGAGAAAGAGACACCAGCAGAUCGCUCAAACAGUCUCUCGCCCCACAACAAGACCCUCUCCCUGUCCAGAACCCGAUCGGCCGUCUUCUUCAUCAACAAACUCAAGCAUAACUCCCUCCAAAGACGCAAGGAGCGACUGGCAUCAGAACGAAUAUCAAGAAAGGAAAAGAUGAAGGAGAAAGAAGAGGAGAAGGAUGUGAAACAGGAAGAACCUGUACCGCCCAUGCCAUCAUUGGAUACAUGCGGCAGUGAGCUCUGUUAUUUCUGUCAGGAGCAUUUGUAUGUGCUGGAGAGGGGAAGCGCUGAGGGCAAGUUCUUCCACCGGAGCUGUUUCAAAUGUAAUAAGUGUGCCACCACCCUGCGGCAGGGCGGAUACACUUUCCACUCCGACACAGGGAGGUUUUACUGUGAACUGCACUCUGAGGCUGAUGAAGAGGAAGGUGAUGAAGAUCACAGAGGCUCACAGGAUCAUACUGAGAAUGGCCAUAGUGACAGAGAGAAUGAAAACAAGACACAGAAAGGUGAAACUGUGCAGAUUGGAUCCCCAUUGCAUCCCGUCUCAGUCAGACGGAAGGGCUCAUAUAAGAUUUCCAUUGAUCCAGACUUUGAAGAAUCAACAGAGUGCCCUACACCCACAGAACAAGAAGACCAACCAUUAUCCAAUCCUGAGGACUCAAAAGAGCUCAUUCCAGAGAGCCAAUCAGAAACCACAAGUGUAGAAGACCACCAAAACAAUGGCAGCCAGUCCAUUCCUGUCCCAGCCCCUCGAAAUUCUCGAAGUUCACUAUACCCACCUCUCCCAAAACCUCGCACAGUCCAUAACGUGGUACCACAAGCUUCAAACACUCCUGAAGACCAAGACCAGAACCCAGAAGAGAAGAAUGGUCAUCAUGAACUUACUCCAGACCCCAAACCCAGACAUUCUUUGCGCAAACUUCAACUGAGCAAAGACGAAAAGUCCGACUUGCUCAACCUGAGCUUCAGCCAGGACUCCGAUCCUGAAACUCCUGCCUCAUCCUCUGCUGCCUCCACUUCCUCUUCCUCCAAGCAGCAUGAAGGAGGUGAGGAGGAAGGUUACUGGAGCGGAGGUACUGCGGCAGGGAAGAGAUUGUGGAAACCAAGGAACCGCCAUUGUGUGAGGAGGAAGAGUGAGCCGCCGACCUCUUUUCAAUCACAGCACAGAAAGAUCCGGUCCAAGUUCUCCCCCUGGAACCUAUCCUCACCACGCAUACAACAGCGGUUCAGUGUGCUCCGAUUUGGACCUUCAGGACAAGCUCAACCAGACCAUUACGUGUCAGAAGAUGACAAUGAAGAUGUUGAUGAUGAUGAAGAAGAGGACGAAGAGGAUCUUGAGGCAGAAGAUCAUUUUCUGGAUUGUAAAGGUGGCCAUUUUGAGAUCUCCGAGGCUGAGAAAAGAAACCUGAUGAAGAUGAGAACCCUGGAGCGGAAAGCCAGGACGAGCGAAAUCCAGCGUUUCCACAAGGCUCAGUCGAUUCAGAGGAGGCUGGAUGAAAUAGAGGUGAACUUCAAAGAUCUGGAGGACAAAGGAGUGGUGCUGGAGAGAGCUUUGAGAGGAGAAGCUGUUUCAGAUGACUGUGAAACGAUCGAUCAGUGGAUUGAUCUGGUCCAGGAGAAGAACACUUUGCUUUCUGAGGAGUCGGAUCUCAUGGUGGCGUCUCGACAGAUGGAACUGGAAGACAAACAGAGCAUGUUAGAGAUGGAGCUACGGCGAUACAUGGAGAUGGAUGACUCCGAGAAAUCCCCUGAGCUGAGAGCACAUGAGGAGCAGAUCCUGCAGGAGAUGCUGGACGUGGUGGAUAUGAGAGAUUCACUUGUGGCUUUCCUGGAGGAGAAGAGACUGAAGGAACUCGAUGAAGAAAUGCUGGGGAAUGCAAUGCUGGAAUCCAAGAGACAUUCCACUGCAACAUCACAGGUGCACUUGGCCUAAGAGACCAUAAACACACACACAUGCUUCCCAAAGCAUCGUAUUUGAGUAUAAACACACUUAACUAGAUCUUAACGAUAUACAGAUUGCAUUAGCCUAUAUAAACAUGAAAACUUGCAUGCACAAAUGCAUAUAUUGCACACCUUUGUGCGAAGACUCUGUACCUUGAAAACCAAAGACGUAUCCUUGGAGUUAAAGCUGCAACCUCACGAUUUGCAGGCAGAACCUUUUGAGAAUUCUGGUGCCAGCCACGACGGUUUCACUCCUAUAGAAAUCUGCGUUAAACAGAUACCGAAUUCUGACUGAAUUCUGAAGACUGUACCGAAUGUUCUGGAACUACACAAGCGUCGCAGCAUUCACUCCCUGGACAGUGUCGCACAAAACCAACUUGAAAUCAAAUACACGUACUUUGACGCUGAAACAGCUGCAGCACGUUGGACUUCACAUGACACUUGACUUUUGCGAUUAUCUUACUUUUAUAAGAGUUGUCUUUCAAGGUCAUAGAUGUUUCAGAUAUCUAAAUGUCCAUGCGAUUGUUAUUAAAAGAUAUUAUAUGGAAAAGUAUAUCAUAUUUGAAAGAAAUAGUGAAACCUUAUGCCAGUAUCAUAUCUUCAACAGCACUUGCAUUGUAAAAUUAGAAAUAUAUUAUAGCUUUGCAACGUUUAGGUAUUCAAUAUCAAAAUGAGCUUUUGUGCAAUGUACUAUGUAUUUUUUCCAUGUAAGUAAUUGUAUUUUGUUAUAACUAUUAUUAUUAUCAAGAUUUAGCCAUUAUUAUUCAUUGUUUUGAUAUUUUUUGCAUGAUUAUGGUUUUGAUUCUCAGGUGAACAUCUGCCUAUUUGGAAUUACAUAUAAUUGCAUAUCAUUAUUUAAAAGUAUUUUUACAUAAUACUUGAAUCCAUUUUAGGGAGGCACAAAGGAAGUGCGCUGAAAUCUAACAAGGCCUCUACGUGUCUGGGAUUUUAGUGACACAGUUAGCAAAUUUCCUUUGCUGUACACAUAUGAAAUUCCCACAUAGAGUUAGAACUUGAGAACACUGGUACUUUUGCUGUGUUUGAUAAAGUCAGAUCUUUGCAGAACUGAGAAUAAUUUGUGCCAUAUCUGUUUGUCUGAGGAAAUUUGUGGUACUUUAGUAUUUUGGGAACAGUGGUGUAAUUUUGCUGUUUGCUUUUUGUCACUAGUUGUGUUUCUUUCUUUAAAUAUUUUAAGUACACACACAAGUAGUUUUUCUUUUCAUAUGGGGACACACAUUCACUGAAUACGCUAAUAAAAUAUAUUUAACACUUUA
This is a messenger RNA of Myxocyprinus asiaticus (Chinese sucker), 5361 nucleotides long. Its product is annotated as F-actin-monooxygenase mical1-like. The record is from RefSeq and is a predicted model, not a curated record. Bases 291 to 4079 code for a protein of 1262 amino acids. The transcript has 24 exons. Gene Ontology annotation, molecular function: protein binding; FAD binding. Lineage: Eukaryota; Metazoa; Chordata; Actinopteri; Cypriniformes; Catostomidae.